AUGGAGUACGGCUUCUACACUGUAGAGUCUGUUGCGUACGCGCCGAAGAAGAACAUUCUUGCUGUCAAGGGCAUAAGCGAGGGCAAGGCGGAGAAAAUCAUGACGGAGUGCGCCAAGUUAGUUCCGAUGGGCUUCACCUCUGCCGUGGUGUACCACGAGGCGCGAAAGGAGAUCAUCAUGGUGACAACCGGCAGUCGCGAAGUAGACAAACUUCUAGGCGGUGGCAUUGAAACCGGCAGCAUCACCGAAUUGUUUGGCGAGUUCCGCACGGGAAAGACGCAGUUGUGCCACACCCUCUGUGUCACGUGCCAGUUGCCUAUCUCACAGGGCGGAGCAGAGGGAAUGGCGCUCUACAUCGACACGGAAGGCACUUUCCGCCCAGAGCGACUGGUUGCCGUGGCAGAGCGCUACAAGCUCGAUCCACAGGACGUUCUCGCCAACGUUGCAUGUGCACGUGCUUUUAACACAGAUCACCAACAGCAGUUGUUGUUGCAGGCAUCGGCCAUGAUGGCUGAAAACCGCUUCGCCAUCAUCAUUGUCGACUCCGCUACGGCGCUCUACCGCACUGACUACAGUGGCCGUAAUGAACUUGCGGCCCGGCAGAUGCACCUUGGCAAGUUUCUUCGUUCGCUUCAUAAUCUCGCCGAGGAGUACGGCGUGGCCGUGGUCGUCACCAAUCAGGUCGUCGCCAAUGUGGACGGUUCGGCGCAGAUGUUCCAGGCGGACGCCAAGAAGCCUAUCGGUGGCCACAUCAUGGCGCACGCGUCCACCACACGGCUGAGCCUCCGCAAAGGGAGAGGCGAGCAGCGUAUCAUAAAAGUAUACGAUUCGCCCUGUCUAGCCGAAGCUGAAGCGAUUUUUGGCAUUUACGAGGACGGUGUCGGCGAUGCUAGAGAUUAA
Messenger RNA from Trypanosoma grayi, 900 nucleotides. Its product is annotated as putative RAD51 protein. Gene Ontology annotation, molecular function: DNA strand exchange activity; ATP-dependent DNA damage sensor activity; double-stranded DNA binding. The record is from RefSeq and is a predicted model, not a curated record. The coding region runs from base 1 to 900 and encodes 299 amino acids. Lineage: Eukaryota; Euglenozoa; Kinetoplastea; Trypanosomatida; Trypanosomatidae. Gene Ontology annotation, biological process: double-strand break repair via homologous recombination; chromosome organization involved in meiotic cell cycle; reciprocal meiotic recombination. Gene Ontology annotation, cellular component: condensed nuclear chromosome. The transcript has a single exon.